UUUUUUUCUACAGUAACAUGCAUUUUACAUUUCGAAUAUAUGAAGCUGUUUGUUUCAGUAAUGAAAAAUAGAAAAUUAUGACCAACACGUGGUUCCGGCUGUUAUUCUUUGUAUUUUAUCAUAAUAAUAUUGUACUUAUUUAACAUCAUAAUACAAACUUAUCAACGGUUCAUUUAGAUUACAAAAAAUGAGGAAUAUGUUAUGAAUUAAUACUCAUCUGGUUUUUUAUAUUUAAAGGAGACGUAAGUAUAUGUUCAAAUAAUAAAUAUGAAUAGGGCUAUUGUAUUAGGAUUGUUUCAAGGUUGAACGCUAUUCAGUUUAGACAGUACCUUUAAUUGCUAUUCUUUGCUUUUUCGGAUUAACAAUAAUUCAUCUUAAUAAUACUGGAAAUCAGGAAAACAACCUCUGGAUACGAGCUUGUAGGAACAGAACAAAUAGAUUCAUUCAAAAUGGAUAUAAAAACGACAGGGAAAGAAUACAGAAAUACAUUUGUGUUGUCAGGAGCCUUUACAGCAAUAUUUACUGCAUACCUUGCAAUACAAAAUCUUCAAAGUAGUUUGAAUCAAGAGCAAGGCCUUGGAAUAAUCUCCUUGUCAUGUAUGUACGCUUGUAUAAUCAUCUCUGGCAUCCUCGCACCUGCCAUUAUUCAUGUUUUUGGGGAGAAAAAAAUUCUCGUAAUCUCGUUCUUAUGUCACGUAAUCUAUGUAGGAACUAAUUUUUAUCCAACCUUUGCGACGUUAGUGCCGUCAUCAGUAUUGUUAGGCCUCACGGCUGGACCAAUGUGGACGUCUCAAAGUGUAUAUUUGGCUGAUAUGGCAUGUUCCUACGCAGACAGAACUUCGAAAGAUGGUCAUGCUGUUCUUAGUAAAUUUAAUGAAUUUUCUUUGCAAUGUUUGAAACCACGCAAAUAACGGGAAACCUGAUUUCAUCUCUAGUUCUUCAACAGGGCAGCUACGAAAGUAGUUCCUCAGCCAAUGAAACAACUGUAAAGUUUUGUGGUAGUGAAGAUUGUCCAAUGGCGGUCAAUGGCACAAAAAUUGAUGAACCCGACCGUCAUAUUGUGUAUAUCCUUUUAGGUAUAUUUUUGAUAUGUGAUGUUUUUGGUGUUUUUCUUACUGCCUGUUUCUUGCCGCCGAUGAAUAAACUUGCAUCGAAACAGAAAGUAAAUCUGUUGAAAUCUUUAGCGUCAUGUGGAAAGGGUCUCACAGAUUUAAACCUUGUUUUUCUGUUACCCUUAAUAAUGUUUAUGGCGAUGGAGCAAGCAAUUCUGUGGACUGAUUAUACAAAGGCAUUCAUCAGCUGUCCAUUAGGAAUUCAGAAGCUUGGAUUCGUCAUGGCAACCUAUGGUGGCUCCACGACAGUCUUCGCACUCGUAUUUGCUCGAGUCUCAAAAUAUACCGGACGAUACAUUUUAUUUGCUCUAGCUGGCCUGGUCAACCUUGGUAUUUUGAUAACGUUAUAUAUUUGGAUACCAAGUUCUGAGGAUGUUUUUCUCAUAUUCUUGAUACCAGUUAUUUGGGGCGUGGCUGAAGGAAUAUGGCAAAUACAGUCAAAUGCCUUGGUUGCACUGCUAUUCCCGGAAAAGAAAGACUCCGCCUUCGCCAACUACCAUACCUGGAAAGCGAUUGGUUUUACAUUGACAUUUAUUUAUGGAAACCUGCUCUGUGUGUCAACAAAAUUGAUAAUCGCCAUAAGUUUACUGAUGGUGUCGAUGAUUUUAUAUUUAAUUGUAGAAAUUAGAAUUAAACAAAGUAAAUCUAGUAAUGAAAAAGAGGAGACAGAAGAAGGAAAUAAUUUAGAUCCAGACAGCAAUACUUCAUAUGAUUGAAAUGUUUGCACAAUUGUACAGCACAUUUUUAUAGAUAGUAACAUUAUUGAAUUAAUUAUAUCUACUUUUAUUGCAGUGAUUGAUUUUAACUUUUGCACAACACGAAUUGCUCAAAAAUAAAUUAUGAAUUUGUCUCAAGACAUUAACGCCAUCUACAUUACUACAGCACUUUCACUUUAUUUAAACAUAUAUAAAACGUUGGCGUGUUUGACAUUUAUGUUUAUUAUACUCUUGGCUCGACAAUUUUGUUCCCGUUAUAUGCAAUUUAGUAUUACUUGUGCCAUUAUAACCAGUAACAUAUCCACCAUCAACUGCAAUCAUUAAAUUAGAAUGGCAUCAUAUACUACAUACCCAAAAGGUAUUUAAUAGUCAUAGCAGCGUGCUGGCGGCCCAGUCGAUGUUUCAAUAAUUUCAAUAACUGCAAGUCAACUACGUAUACGCCGCAAUAGAAAGUCACCUGAACACCGUGAAUGUAUUUUAAAACACCUCAGUUUUGCAGUCGAUUCAUAGCCGAAAUAUGGAAAACCCUAUCAUUCAAAAUAUUCUUUUCAGGGUUCAUGCACUAUCUUUCAAAAUGUCGUUAUUAAUGGAAACGAGGAUGCUAAUACUACAGCAAAGAAAUCCCUUUCAUUGCCGUGAUCUAAUUUCAAAUUACCAUAUACUGAUUUUAAAUCAAAUGUAAAUAUAUAACUUUAAUCUAAAUGGCAAAUUGUCGUGCAACAAUGCUUCAUUCAAUUAACCUCAUGAUAUUAAACCUUUAGGGAAAUGGCACCAAGUGAACAGAUCUGUUCGCUGUUGUUCUUUCUCGCUGUCGAAUAGGCCAUACCCGUUUGACUCAUUCUUACCUCUGAACAAAGAAGAUCAACAUGAAUGUAUCCCAUGUCAAACACCCCUGACUAUUAAAAUAUUUUAAUUGAUUGUGUGGACUUCGCUCCAUUUUGACGUUAAAACUUUCAAAAGAGUUGUUUGAAACAGUUUCCAUCAACGGUAUUUUAUCCUUUUAAAACAGACAGGCAUCUAUCAUAAAAUCUGAACAUGAAAUUUUUAUUCACAUCUGUUGCGAUAUCGGUAUGUUUACAGCAGAUAUUUUUAACACUGUAUAUAUGUUUUUAUAUAAUUGUUUACAAAUGGUUUUUAAUAUAUGUUUCCAAUAUAACUUUU
Molecule: messenger RNA, 2989 nt
Organism: Mercenaria mercenaria
Lineage: Eukaryota; Metazoa; Mollusca; Bivalvia; Venerida; Veneridae
Product: protein unc-93 homolog A-like
Exons: 3
Coding region: 890-1828 (312 amino acids)
Biological process (GO): transmembrane transport
Molecular function (GO): transmembrane transporter activity
Source: RefSeq, a predicted model, not a curated record